CGCCUUUGAGGCAAACUGCGAUGAGCAGGCUGCCGGUUCCCUUCAGCAGACUCACUUCACGGUCCUUGUAGGAUCUAUCUAUGUCUUCGCCUUCUGCUUCUUUCUCUUCUAGUUCGACGAAUGCUUCAUCCGUGACACUUUCCACCACCACUACUUCACCUUCGAAAUUCACCGUUUCCCCUUCCUCCUCAACGAUGUCGGAAACAAAAACCACUGCAGAGACCACCCAGACUCAGACAGUUCCCUCGUCUACCUCUUCAACAGAAACCACUUCUUCCACUUCCACUUCUUCCAUUUCCACUUCUUCCACUUCCACUUCCACUUCUUCUUCCGAUUCUUCCACCUCUUCCACCUCCCCAACGACGACAUCUACCUUGACAACAUCGUCAUCCUCUUCAUCGUUUACAACAUCAUCCAGCUCAUCCUCUUCUUCCUCAUUGUCUUCAACUACUACUACCACCACCCAAUCGACAUCCACUGAUUCAUCCUCGACCACAACCACGACGAUCCCUACAGUCAAGACCACUAGUUCUAGUCCAGAAAGCAACUUUCCAUCCGCUAUAAGCCCCACAACUACUUUCUCAACUACGAUCGUCAUCACUACCACCGAUAGUGCUGGUAGAACGACCACUUCCAUUCCUUCUGUUGUCACCAUGAUCUCAACCUCCACAUUAUCUGGUGGUUUAGUCACAACCAUCACGGAAAUUGGCGCCAAUCCUACACUAAGCUCGCAAAAUAACGGGAGAGGUAACAACUCGUUCUUCAAAAAUACCGGCGCCGUCGCGGCGGUCUUUGUCCUUGUCGGUCUCGCAGCGGCAUCAAUAGUCCUCUUCUUAUUCUUCUACAUUUGUCGGCGUCGGCGUAGGCAGAUCAGCGAGCACGAUGCUGCACUCGCUGUGGCUGGCGUCAAUCGUAGUCCUCUAGACGACGACGAAUUUGGGCCUACCUCGCGACCGGAAAUGGCUCACAGGUCGACGAUGGGUUCUAUACCCAUUUCCAACAGGACGUCCACCUUGUUCAACGACGAUACCAACGGCCCUAGCGGCACUAACGGUGAUUUCUACAAUCCGUACGCAGAGUUUGGUCACGGCCAUCCUGUUCCGAUAGGCGGUCCAGGCGGAGGGUAUAUCCCCGCAAGGACGUAUAGCCCACCGCCUCCGGGUGCGUUUAGUCCUCAUUCACCGCAUGAAAGUGAGAAAGGUCAUGGACAUGGACAUCACGGCAGUCAUUCCGCAUCUAGUUACGAACCGCUUCUCGCUGGUUUCUGGCAAGCUCAGAAUCAGACUCUUCCUUCUGCGACUGGUACUGGCGGCGGGACAGCGUCAGCUAAACCUCCUACGCCGCCUCCACGAAACCCACGGAGGUCUGUAGACAACCAAGUCUCGAAAGUGGUCCCCGAUAAGCAGAUUGAGGUAGUUGGUCAAACCAGGUUUGGUGCAAAGCGAAAGGAUAGUAAUGACUCGCAGUACUCUGCUGAGAGCUCAGAUGGCAGGUUGGUCCCUGGGCUUCGGCAGAAGAUUCUCGACAGGAGGAGGGAAGAGCGGGUUUCGGAAGACUUGAGAGAUGAAGAGGAUUAUUCAAGGCCAGUGCUUGGGGUUCGAAACAUCCCGGACGGCGCCAGCCUCGUCUCCCGUGACUCUUGAAGCGGUCAAAAUUUUCUUACGC
Messenger RNA from Marasmius oreades (fairy-ring Marasmius), 1665 nucleotides. RefSeq lists its product as uncharacterized. Lineage: Eukaryota; Fungi; Basidiomycota; Agaricomycetes; Agaricales; Marasmiaceae. The transcript has 5 exons. The coding region runs from base 81 to 1643 and encodes 520 amino acids. The record is from RefSeq and is a predicted model, not a curated record.